AUGCGAGGUUUACCAGACGCCGAAGCAUCUAGCAGCAGGCCCACGUCUGCGCAGGUCUCACAACUGCACAAUGGACACGCCAGAAAGCUAUCAAUAAACCACCAUCAGCAGGACCAUGAGUACCCUAGGAAACCAUCUAUGCAAGACAUGAGUCCCGAGCAAGGUGGAAUGGUAGACAGCUUUAAGAAAUAUGCGGCACUAAUUCAGGCCGCCCGUCGGCCUCUGCCUACUGAGACCGGAGACGGGAGCUACAUCAAAGACGAUUCAGAACAUGGUAGCAUUUGGGAAGAUUUGCGCGCUCUGAAACUUCAAGACGUCAAUACCUUGAAGAAUGUGGUUGAGAACAAAGCCAGCGGACAGGUUGUCGACGACAAAACAAUGCUCAUGGAACGGGUCAUCCAGUUGGUAGCUAAACUACCGACUGACUCUAAUACACGGGUUAAGCUUACUCACAUGUUUCUGGGUGAACUCUGGAACUCACUGCCUCAUCCUCCCUUGUCGUACGUCGGUGACCAAUAUGCCUACCGUUCAGCCGAUGGCUCAUAUAACAAUCCUGCCAUGCCUUGGCUGGGUGCUGCAAAUACGGAAUAUGCCCGGACUAUCGAGCCGUCAAAGGUCAGACCAGCCAGCUUCCCUGACCCUGGGUUAAUCUUUGAUAGUCUCUUUGCGCGAGACACAUUCAAGCCGCAUCCGAACAAAGUCUCGAGCAUUUUCUUCACUUGGGCGUCGUUGAUAAUUCACGAUAUUUUCCAAACUGGUUAUCCUAAUCAAAACAUAAACAAGACCUCCUCGUAUCUAGAUUUGUCUAUUUUGUAUGGUGACAACCAAGACGAGCAAAACAUGAUGCGAACAUUUAAAGAUGGGAAGAUUAAGCCAGACUGUUUCUCCGAGCCACGUCUGCUCGCCCUACCAGCGGCUUCCGGCGUGAUUUUAGUCAUGCUGAACCGAUUCCAUAAUUAUGUAGUGGAGCAGCUUGCUACUAUCAACGAGAAUGGUCGAUUUACCCAGCCGCCAGACGACAUCCUCGACCCAGUUGAAGCCCGAGCCGCCUGGGAUAAGUACGACAAUGACCUCUUCCAAACAGGGCGUCUUGUCACUUGUGGCCUGUACAUAAAUAUUACGCUUUAUGACUACCUACGAACAAUUAUCAAUCUCAACCGUACAGACAGUACAUGGAGCCUGGAUCCACGCGAGCACACAGAACACGACAGAGUUCCCAUGGCCCUUGGGAACCAGUGUUCGGUGGAAUUCGACCUCGCCUAUCGUUGGCACUCGACAAUUAGUCGCAAAGACGAAGCAUGGACAGAAAAGGCAUAUCAAGCAAUUGUUGGCAAGCCUGGUGAGACCGCCACCUUGGAGGACCUGAUGGGAGGCAUGAGGAGGUUUGCAAUGGAUCUGCCCAAAGAUCCCUCCAAGCGCGAAUUCGCCUCCCUGAAGCGACAGGCCAAUGGUAAGUUUAGAGACGAAGACCUAGUGGAUAUCUUGACCCGGGCCAUUGAAGAGGUAUCGGGUUCAUUUGGGGCUCGCAAUGUUCCCAAAGUCUUGCGAUCGGUGGAAAUCCUUGGCAUAGAGCAGGCACGCAAGUGGAACGUUGGGUCACUGAAUGAGUUCCGUAAGUUCUUUGACUUGAAGCCGUACCAGAGCUUCGAGGAAAUCAAUUCCGAUCCGGAAGUGGCCGAUCAGUUACGACAUCUUUAUGAGCACCCAGAUUAUGUGGAGCUCUAUCCUGGGAUCGUGGCUGAGGAGCCUAAGGAACCUAUGAUCCCUGGUGUUGGCAUUGCACCUGGCUAUACUGUCUCCCGGGCCGUCCUGUCCGACGCAGUCGCCUUGGUUAGGGGUGAUCGAUUUUACACGAAAGACUAUAAUGCACGAAACCUGACGAACUGGGGCUUCACCGAGACGCAUUAUGAAUUGGACACCAACCAAGGUUGCGUAUUCUAUAAGCUGGCCUUGCGAGCAUUUCCACAAUGGUUUAAACAGGAUUCUAUCUACGUGCACUACCCCAUGACAGUACCAAGUGAAAAUCGUACGAUUAUGAGAGCCCUCGGACGUGAGGAGGAUUACUCCUGGGAUCGACCAGCAUAUAUCCCCCCUCGCACGGAGAUUUUUGACUACGCAAAUGUCCGCCGCAUUCUUGAGGAUUCAUCAAAUUUCCGUGUGACCUGGGGUGAGGCGACAGGUUAUGUAUUUGGAAAAGGCGGAUGGGAUUUCAUGUUGUCGGGUGAUUCCCCUUUCCAUGCGAACCAGCGUCAAACUAUGGCGCAGUCCUUGUAUCGGUCCCAAUGGCACGAAGCUGUCAAGGAGUUCUAUCUCGAAAUCACCGAGCAGCUGGUCGCGGAGAAGUCAUGCAGGGUGGGUAACGUCAACCAGGUCGAUAUUAGUCGAGACGUUGGGAAUCUAGCCCACGUCCAUUUCGCAGCCAACGUCUUCUCACUGCCUCUCAAGAGCAAGGACCAUCCCCACGGAAUCCUCACAGAGCACGAAAUGUACCUAAUCAUGGCAGCGAUUUUUACCGCAAUCUUCUUCGACGUAGAUCCCUCGAAGUCAUUCCCCCUCCGCCACAAGGCUCGCGAAGCGGCACAAAAGCUUGGCCCAAUUGUCGAGGCAAAUGUCAAAGCUGUGGGCUCUUCCAGUUUCCUGUCCUCACUAGUCGAUGGCGUCCGCGUUAAUCGAAAUGCACUUUCGGAUUACGGGGUUCACAUGGUUAGGAGACUACUGGAAAGUGGUCUGGACCCCUAUGAAGUUACCUGGUCCCAGAUCCUCCCGACAGCCGUGGCGAUGGUGCCCAAUCAAGCCCAGGUAUUCACUCAGAUCAUGGAUUACUACCUCUCGGACAAGGGCAAGAAGCAUCUUCCCAACAUCAACCAACUCGCUAAGGAUGACUCCCCUGAGGCGGAUGAGAUGCUUCUCCGCUACGUUAUGGAGGCCAUUCGCCUGAACGGCAUUUUUGGCUCGUACAGGAAAUCCCAGACCUAUCUCACUCUCGACGACAAGAACCACAUGGUUCAAAUUAAACCUGGCGAUACCGUGUUCGUCAGCUUUGUCGACGCCAACCGCGACCCAAAGGUUUUCCCAAACCCGGAUGAAGUUGACCUCAACCGUCCCAUGGAGUCAUAUAUCCACUACGGUGUCGGUCCACAUACAUGCCUAGGCGGCGAAGCGAGUAAGGUUGCUUUGACGGCGAUGUUACGUGUCGUUGGCCGAUUAGACAACCUCCGUCGUGCCCCUGGAGGACAGGGAGAAUUGAAGAAGAUCCCGCGGCCAAAUAAGUUCUACAGCUAUAUGCGUGAAGAUGAGACCAGUUUCUGGCCAUUCCCUAUGACUUGGAAGGUUCACUAUGAUGGUAAGAUUCCAGGAACAGAGUUGUUGGUGCCUGAACAUGUUGUGUGUAAUGUUCCUGGACAUUGGCAGAGUUGA
Aspergillus alliaceus is the source of this 3417-nucleotide messenger RNA. Its product is annotated as peroxidase/cytochrome P450 family protein. Gene Ontology annotation, biological process: response to oxidative stress. Gene Ontology annotation, molecular function: heme binding; monooxygenase activity; oxidoreductase activity, acting on paired donors, with incorporation or reduction of molecular oxygen. The coding region runs from base 1 to 3417 and encodes 1138 amino acids. NCBI's taxonomy places the organism in Eukaryota, Fungi, Ascomycota, Eurotiomycetes, Eurotiales, Aspergillaceae. The transcript is spliced from 8 exons. The record is from RefSeq and is a predicted model, not a curated record.